CAAUGUGAGAGAGUGUGUGUGAAUGAGGGAGGGGGAAAGGAGGCGCUGGGAUAGCGGAGCCCGGAACUAUACCCUGUCUGUCCGCCAUUUUGGCAGCUGCUCGGCGGCGGGUGCGAGCGGGCGAGCAAGGUUUGUGUGUGAGCGGCUCGGCUGCUUCCUGAGGACGGCGGUCGCUCCCUCCGUGUCUGCCUCUCGACUUCGCCUCGCCUUCUCUGCCAGUCCCCCUCCCCGAACCACACUCCUCUUGUCUGCGGGCUUUUAAAGCCUGGGAAGGAAAAAAAGAAUCGGCAAGAAAGAUAAGCUCGCUGUUAUUUCUUUUCCUGCCGAAAUUCUGCAUCCUUCGAUCGCCUACCGCCGCCACACCCCUCCCCCCGCCGCAACCUAAACGGAAAGAAAGAAGCCCCUCUAAAUUAUAGCCGCCGGCGAUUUCUUUUUUUUAAAAAAAGGAGGUAAUCCUCAUCCUCCUUCCCGUCCAUCGAGCGCCUCAGCCACCUUCCCUUCCCCACCCCCUCCGCCGGAGAACAUGGAGGACCGCGAAGACCUCGUCUACCAAGCCAAGCUGGCCGAGCAGGCUGAGCGCUACGACGAAAUGGUGGAAUCAAUGAAGAGGGUAGCUGGCAUGGACGUAGAGUUGACGGUUGAGGAAAGGAAUUUACUGUCUGUGGCCUAUAAAAAUGUGAUUGGAGCACGGAGAGCAUCCUGGAGGAUAAUCAGCAGUAUUGAACAAAAGGAGGAAAACAAAGGUGGAGAGGACAAACUAAAAAUGAUCCGUGAAUACAGAAAAACGGUUGAGGAUGAACUGAAAUCAAUUUGUAAUGACAUUCUGGAUGUACUGGAUAAACACCUCAUUCCUGCUGCCAACUCCGGAGAGUCAAAGGUUUUCUACUAUAAAAUGAAAGGUGAUUAUCACAGGUAUCUGGCAGAGUUUGCGACAGGGAAUGACCGGAAGGAGGCAGCAGAAAACAGCCUGGUUGCAUACAAGGCGGCUAGUGAUAUUGCAAUGACAGAACUUCCACCGACACACCCCAUCCGCUUAGGCCUUGCUUUGAAUUUCUCUGUAUUCUACUAUGAAAUUCUCAACUCUCCUGACCGUGCCUGCAGAUUGGCAAAGGCAGCAUUUGAUGAUGCAAUUGCGGAACUGGACACCUUGAGUGAAGAAAGCUACAAGGACUCUACACUUAUUAUGCAGUUGUUACGUGACAACUUGACACUAUGGACUUCAGACAUGCAGGGAGAUGGUGAGGAACAGAGUAAAGAUGUGGUGCAAGAUGUUGAUGACGACAAUCAGUGAGAAGACAUGGCGAAUGAGAAGACCCUGUCUGCCCCUCUCCUGUCCCUCCCCACAGUCCUAGUCCAAGCUGAGAACCAGUAAAUUUGAUGUUGGUGCUGGACCUCAGAAUUAGCUAUUGCCCAUUUGGGUUCCGAGGAUUAUUUUUGUUUUUUAUUUUUAUUUUUUACUUGUUUAAAAUAAAAUCUAAAAGCAAUGCUGUCUCUCUAUGGAUGUUUAACUGGGACCUGCUUUCUUGACUAGCUACCACAGUUAUUUGGAAAUUGUUUUAAAACAACUGCUCAAUUCUACCUAAUGCAGCUUUGAUUAGUUCAUGCCUGCACUACUUUAACCAUUUGAGAUCAGAGCAUUGAAUUUGAAUUGGUGGUUGGUCACGAAUUGCAAUGAAUGACAGACAAGCCUGUGUGCCGUGAGCGCCUCCCCACAAAAUAGCCCUUUGUGUGUUCUGCAUCUUGCAACACACCAAUCCCAUCUUAACCCUCUUAGCAACUGCAUGCUGUUGGUUUGCUUAUCUUUUAUUCCCCAAAAAAGUACUUGCAGCAACUAGUGUGGCUAAACAAAUACAACUGUAUUUUUUGUGAGCAGUUUAAAUAGCUUGCUCUGAAAGUCUGUGAGCCUGAUGUGCAGUGUUUUUCUUCAGUGCUUUUAAUCCUAAAGAUGGCAGAUCACAGUUACAAUCCAUAGAUAGUCCUUUGCUGUUUUUUUGUCCAUCCUGGCAGAGCAGGUCGUGUUUGAGCUGCUGUUGAAGCCUGCAUGCUUAAAACAAGUUUUGGUUUUUUUCCUACCCACUCCUCCUUUUUCUCCCCACCCCUUCUCUUUCUCUCUUUGUUCAGUAUGUGUAACUUGAAGCUAAUUUGUACUACUGGAUAUAUCUGACUGGAGCCACCGAUACAGAUCUGUAUCCUUCUUACUGAAACACAGCAUGGAUUAAUAUUAAACUUAAAUAAAAGAACCUAAAUUAA
Molecule: messenger RNA, 2250 nt
Organism: Rhincodon typus (whale shark)
Lineage: Eukaryota; Metazoa; Chordata; Chondrichthyes; Orectolobiformes; Rhincodontidae
Gene: ywhae1
Product: tyrosine 3-monooxygenase/tryptophan 5-monooxygenase activation protein, epsilon polypeptide 1
Exons: 6
Coding region: 524-1291 (255 amino acids)
Biological process (GO): signal transduction
Cellular component (GO): cytoplasm
Source: RefSeq, a predicted model, not a curated record